AUGAAAGAUGAUGACGUACGAACAUCAAUAUCAUCAUUAUCGCCAUCUGAACUAGAUGUGGCCAUCAACAAUAUGUUAGAAAUACGACCAGCUAGAAAUAAAUUUGAAUAUGCAUGUAGAGGUAAUCCUAUCACGACUUCCGGCAAGCGGACCCAGUUGGUGAAGAUGGUCUGUAUUGUAAUGAUACCAGUAGCUGUUUUAACAGGUCUUACAGCCAAUACAUUCUUUAAUACGUUUACUAGCUACAUGUCGUCUGGAAUCAGAAACACUAUCUUGUACAGUGUAGAACUUGGCCAGGUUGUCCAUAGUUUACAGAAGGAGAGAGAUAUGAGCGCCCUGUAUAUCAGUAAGAUUAGUCCAGUAUCCAAAUCCUUUCUUCUGCAACGGUAUCCAGAGACAGAUAGAUCGAUCGAACAGCUGACUUUUUGGACGACUUUGUCUCAGUUUGAGUUCCAGUCCAAGGAUAAGUUUCUGUCCUAUCUCAACAGGCACAGGUAUGAAUUAGAUACUUUGAACCAAACGGUUACCAUGGAGCUAGAGUUGUACACAACUCUUAUCCGAGUUUUCAUCAAGUGGUUGUAUGAUACUAUGCCUGAAGCCGAGUCUGGAUUCAUCUGGAGAAGUCUUGUAGCCUAUCUAGAAGUUAUUAUCGUCAAGGAAUACAUGGGUUUGGAAAGAGCCCUUGGUAUGGUGUUUUACGCUAAGGGCCGAUUCCCAUCACGAGAUGUGUAUCUAUGGUUUUCGGAAAGUCAGGACGUGUCGAAUGCAACUUUUCUCUCAGCUAGACGUUACUCUGAUCUUGUAGCAACACUUUACAACAAAAACAUCGAGGGUAAUGAAACUAUUUUAAACGUAUUGGGUAGAAUGAGAGCUGAAAUUCGACGUAAUGACCUAGGUGGACAAGGAUCUAUCAAGAUGGCUGAAUGGUGGUAUAACAACAUGACGGUUUAUAUGGAUUUAUUGUUAGAAACUCAAUCAGAGUUAUCCCAGGAAAUUACAGGGUUGUUAGAUGAGAGACAGAAAGUGAAUUUACAGAAAUUGAUUGCGAUAUCUAUCGUGUUUGUGUGUGUUUUUGUCAUCUGUCCAAUCAUUAUAUAUGCUGCUUAUACUCUGACAAAUGAGAUACAAAAAUAUUCCAUAUCAUUAGCCAACAGAACAAAAGCUUUAAACAAAGAGAAGAAGAGAACAGAAACACUGUUACACCAAAUGUUACCUAAAUCGGUAGCUGAUAAACUUAAAGCUAAUGAAGUUGUUGAUCCAGAGAAUUUUGUGGAAGCUACGUUGUUUUUCUCAGAUAUUCAAGGUUUUACCCAACUCUCUGCUCGUAGUUCACCUAUACAAGUUGUAGAAAUGUUAAACAGUUUAUAUUCAUGUUUUGAUGGUAGAAUAGCCAUGUAUGAUGUUUAUAAAGUAGAAACAAUAGGUGAUGCUUAUAUGGUUGUUUCAGGAGUUCCGAAAAGAAAUAAUAAUCAACACGCUGCAGAGAUUGGAACAAUGGCGCUGAGCUUAUUGGAUCAUAUUAGUCGACUAGAAAUACCACACCUACCAGGAACCAAGUUUAAACUUAGGAUAGGAAUUCAUACAGGCGCUGUUGUAGCUGGUGUUGUUGGUAUGAAGAUGCCUAGAUAUUGUUUGUUUGGUGAAACAGUCAGCAUAGCAGCUAAAAUGGAAUCGCUUGGAAAACCGGGAAGAAUCCAUAUAAGUCAUAGUACUAAAGAUGCGCUUCAGACAUUGGGUGGGUUUACUAUGGAGGAAAGACAGGAUGACGUAUGUCGGUUAAAGUAG
Messenger RNA from Patella vulgata (common limpet), 1785 nucleotides. RefSeq lists its product as uncharacterized. NCBI's taxonomy places the organism in Eukaryota, Metazoa, Mollusca, Gastropoda, Patellidae. The coding region runs from base 1 to 1785 and encodes 594 amino acids. The transcript is spliced from 9 exons. The record is from RefSeq and is a predicted model, not a curated record. Gene Ontology annotation, molecular function: guanylate cyclase activity; peptide receptor activity. Gene Ontology annotation, biological process: receptor guanylyl cyclase signaling pathway; cGMP biosynthetic process; intracellular signal transduction.